CACUGGCAGCCUGCCAGUGAGUAUCAUAUGGGGGGGGCACCAGAGUCCAGACUAGACACCGUGACUGCGAGCUAAGGGGCAUUUUCGCCUUACGGCGAAGUUACGCGAUUUUUUUUAGCGUUUUAGUAGUGUCUGCAUUUUAAAAUGCGCGUCGUUGGCUGCCCCAAGCGGCGCCGGAGGCAGCGCGGGCCUCGGGAGUGCGUAUUGGCACCUAGGCUGGCAGUGCGUUGCUUUGCGGCGAGAGCGUGUGGUCCCGCGGCCUCUGUGGGCGCCAACGCCGCCAACCGCUUUCGUAAGCACAAAAUCUCGUCGCGAGGUUGCUAAAAAGUGUACGCCCUGCUGCCCGGGCACGACAGGGCGAAGCUACGGGCAAGUUCAUGCGCCAUCGUGACCGUCUUGGCGUCGCGUGAGGCCGAUCCGACGGUCUCGGCGUUUCGCGGGUGGGGCUAGCUCUACGAAUUUUGGGGCUGCGAACGCAUGAAAAACUGCCCCAUGGGCAGCCGCAAACGUUCUACGAUAUCCAACGCUGCGAGGCCCCAGAGCAACCGAAAUCGCGGCGGGGAGGGGCUAUUGAAAGGCUGCUGAUGAAAAAGGGGCUGCUUGCUCGCCGCGACGGCCUCUAUGCUCGUCGCACCCCGUGACCGUGACACUUCGAUAGAUCGCGAGCUCCGGGCCCACUUCGCAAGUGGGUUCGCGGUCUAACUCGACGAUCCGGCCGAGAUAGACGCGCAUUUUAAAGGCAGAAAAUACCAAAAACGCUAAAAAAUCGCGCAACGCGAAAAUGCCCCUUCAGCUCGUGGACGGGGGGUGACACCAAACCCCAAAUUUGCCGUAUCUCUAUAACUAGACGUCUUGGCCGCCGCCAAAUCGAGCCGAGGGGGCCUGGGAACCCCUCUAGGACGUGACUGAAACGGG
Messenger RNA from Pelagomonas calceolata, 915 nucleotides. The record is from the annotation of a GenBank genome assembly. NCBI's taxonomy places the organism in Eukaryota, Pelagophyceae, Pelagomonadales, Pelagomonadaceae.